Messenger RNA from Capronia coronata CBS 617.96, 615 nucleotides. RefSeq lists its product as uncharacterized. NCBI's taxonomy places the organism in Eukaryota, Fungi, Ascomycota, Eurotiomycetes, Chaetothyriales, Herpotrichiellaceae. The record is from RefSeq and is a predicted model, not a curated record. The coding region runs from base 140 to 385 and encodes 81 amino acids. The transcript has a single exon.
AUGCACACUUGCAGAAUUUUCACAAUAUGGUCCAUGGCCGCAGCUCUGGGCUGCCGACUUCUUGUCACCGCUCUUCCCCGGCUCGACUAUAUCCGUGUGAUCGACAAAACGAUUAUCGUUGACAAUCCUACCAACGAUCAUGAUACAUUCUUUCUCUGGUCGCCGUAUGAUCCGUCUCCAUAUGAGGACGACACACCGCUUGACACUGACAUCGACACCGAGCCUGAUGGACAAGCCAACCCGAACAUCCAGGUCCUGGAUGACACCGGUCUGGGAGCGGUCAAGGGCCCCGCAACUGUGUAUCCACAUGAUACAUCUCCGACAGCCACUCUCAGAGACGAUGCUACCAAUUCACCAAGCAAUACGUUACCGGCGUGUGCGGUGACUGGUUCGAAUAAGCUUGCGCAUCAGCCUCGUGAUGCGCUGCCAAACCCGGAGGAAGACAUCGAAGCCAUACCAUCGAGCCUGAAGGCGCAGGAAGCAUCGGCACCACCGGUGGAAACCUCGACACUGCCUCAAGCUUUGCCUUGUGCCGGCCUUAGUUCAUGCCCAAGAGGCUACAAAGUCUACCUCUUGAUGGGCACGUGUUCGUGUCGUCUUCCUCCGAAAGUCCAA